AUGCUGAGCAACCCGGGGACGCUGUCGAACCCGGGCGGCAGCCGCGCUGCCGUGCUGAGGUACAACGACAAGAGGCAGUCGUACAAGUUCUCCGACCGCGGCGCGCUCACCCUCAAGAAGUUCGGCAUCCGCAUCGGCAGGGACGGCAUGAAGGACUACUCGGAGGAGGUGCUUAGCCCGACGGGACACAACGGGAACGGGACCGUGGGGCCGUUCUUCAGCUCCAGCGGGGGCGGCGACGUGUUGGGUCAGGAGGGGCCGAUGGACGUGUUCUCGGCGAACGUGAUUCGGCUGGAGGAGCUAGGCCACGGCGCCACGGGGUGUGUCUACAAAGCGGUGCAUGCCACCUCUCUGCAACUCCUUGCCGUGAAGGAGGUGCCGGUUCACGACAAGACGCGGAGAGACCAGAUCGGCGCGGAACUCCGUUUGCUGAAGCACUGUAGGGCCGAUGCAGCCGCUAGGGAGGAAGAGGAGGACAAGAACAAGCAAGAGGACCCGGACGGCAACCCGGCCUCUCUGGUAGCCUUCUACGAUGCCUUCACGCUGACUCGCUCUGGCUACGUGUCGAUCGUGAUGGAGUACUGCAGCGGCGGGUCGCUUCAGGACCUGAUCAACAGGGAGGGUCCUCUGAAGGAGGCGUCCAUCGCCAGCAUCGCGCUCGACAUGGCCCAGGGGCUCCGCUACAUGCACUCGCUCAACAUGCUGCACCGCGACAUCAAGCCGGCCAACAUCCUGCUGGACCGAGAGGGGCGAGUGAAGCUGGCGGACUUUGGGUUAGUCCGGAGCCUCAACGAUAGAGGCACGAACACUAACGCCAACGACGACGGUGGCGACGCAGAAGAGGGGGCCGGCGGUCGACGAGCUAGCCGCGGACGGGCGCACUCUUUCGUGGGAACGGCCAUCUACAUGUCCCCGGAGAGGUUGCAGGGAGAGCCCUACGGCCCCUCCGCCGACGUGUGGAGCCUGGGCUUGAGUCUACUCACGCUGGCGAUUGGGAAGUACCCGCUAGAGAUCAGCUCGUUCCACAGCGGCAUCAACGGCAGCGGGGGAAGCCGCAGCAGCGGGGAGUUCCCCAAUGCCCCUGGCCCCGCCGCCACGGGGGGGGGGCUGAGCUCGGGAGCGCCAAGCUCAGCAGGCAGCCGAUUCUCGGGAGCCUUCUCUCCGCUGGUAAAGACGGUGGCGACGACACCGUCGACAUCGGCGUCGCUGCUGGCGCCGCCGCCGCCGCCGCCGCUCCGCAGCAGGAGCAGCAGUCGCGGCAGCAUCGGAGCGGGGGGGGCUGAGUCGGCAGGGUCCCCGCCCUUCUUCGAGGCGUUUCGCUCGGUGCCUCGGUUCUCGCGGAGAGAGCCCAUGUCGGUGUUCAUGCCGCCUGAGCGAGCCGCGGAGCUGCGGCUGUCGAAGGCGUUUGUGUCUUUCUUGAGGGGUUGCCUGCGGUACGAGCCGGAGAAGAGGAUGACGGCGCAGGAGAUGCUCAAGCACCCCUUCCUACAGGUGCCCCCUUCCGAGAGAGGGAUCUCGCUAGCUCAAGCCGGGGGCGGGGCGGUGGCCAUCCGAGAUAACAGACGGGAAGAAGUCCUCCUCCCCAACGGAGAAAAGAAACAGUCGCCCAAGGGGUCUCCUUUCGUGUCCGUGCUGGGCCCCGAGAAAGUCCCCGCGCCCCCGCUGGGCAGCAACGUGGCGCCCUCUUCCACCGGCAACAUGACGCCGUCGACUUCCAGCAACACCUUGGGGUUCUCGGCGUCCCCGCCGAACAGCUUCCUGGCACCCCCCCCGUCCGCAGGCGGCGGCGGCGGCGGCGGCGGCGGAGGAGGAGGCGGCGUGAUGAUGGGCUCGCCGCCCAACGGCUUCGUGACGUCGUCGACGCUGGCCUCUCCGCCGAGGAGCUUCAUGACGUCUUCCACCGGGAUGUGGGGGUCCCCGCCCCCCCACGGCGGGUACAUGGGCGGCGGCGGCGCCAUGGCCUCCCCCACGGGCGGCUUGAGGUCGGCCCUUCGGAAGCGAUUCUCAGGCACCGGGAUAGGGGAACGGUCCGACUCUUGGAACGCAGACGGUAUGCCCGGCGCCCCUCUGGACGCUGUGGUGGAAGAACCCGAGUUGGACGACGACGCUUUCGAACGAUUGGCGCAGCACAUCGGGGUCCACCCCAUUGUCGUCGAGGCCGUCUGGAGAGACGAAUGGCGUCGGCAGGCGGAGGCGGAAAGAGCUCUGCGGGCGAGGGAAGCGUUUCAGCGGGACCCUGCAGACAGGCAGCGCUC
Ectocarpus siliculosus is the source of this 2255-nucleotide messenger RNA. Lineage: Eukaryota; Phaeophyceae; Ectocarpales; Ectocarpaceae. The record is from the annotation of a GenBank genome assembly.